AUGGACGCAAGAGCCGAAGACUUUCGGGGGAACAAAGGUCUUCUCGUAAUCACAAGCCCAGAGGUUGCAGCCGGUCAUGUCAGUCUCGUUGAGGAUUUUGACACCCAAUCGGCGAGUACUCAACCUUCACCUGAUUCUGCCGACCCACUCCCCUUCCAUGUUGAGACGAUACCGGGUAAAGGUUUAGGAGCUGUCGCAAACAUCCGCAUCCGCGCGGGGGAUGUCAUCUUGAGGGAACACCCUGUCGUUGUGCAAUUGGCGCAAGUAUCUGAGCCGAUUAGCUGGAUGCAGGCUCUGUGGGUGUUAGAGGAGGGCUUCAUUCGGCUGCCGAGAGAGGAUCAGCAAAGAGUGUUUGAACUUUCUAGGAGCACCGGGGGCCAUGUUCUGGAAGAUAUCAUCCGAACAAACACAUUUGGCGCAAAUUUCAAUAACGUUGCCCACCUUGGACUGUUUCCAAAGGUCGCGAGAAUCAAUCAUGCUUGUAAGCCCAAUGCAAUAACCCGCUUCUCGCCCCGGACAUUGGAACUAGAAAUCGUGGCGUACAAAGACAUCUUGCCGGGCGAGGAACUAAGCAUCAGUUACUCGAUGCUAAACAUGCUGUACCAAGACCGGCAAAAGGCUCUUCAAGAGUGGGGUUUCAACUGCACCUGCGUGCUCUGUAGUUCCUCUCCCGAAGUGCUGGCCAUCUCAGAUGCUUACCGCAGACGGCUGUCGGAGAUCUUCUCGGAGCUCGAGGACCCAGUCAUCGCAGGCUCACCGUCUUUGGUGGCGGAGCUGAUCGACGAGCUUGAAGAUAUCCUGGUGAAAGAAGAGUUGACGGCGCAGGCGGGCGAGUUCUAUGGCAUAGUUGCUGGGGUGUACCGUAACAUGGGGGAGAUGGAGUUAAGUAAGAAGUAUGCAAAGUUGGCGGUGGAGAAGCUGGUGGUCUUUGCGGGGUACGACGACGAGAGGACGGUAAGGGCAAGGGAAGUUCUUCUGGAAUUUGGGGGAACGCAACUCGGCACGGGGUAA
Colletotrichum costaricense is the source of this 1011-nucleotide messenger RNA. RefSeq lists its product as uncharacterized. The transcript has 5 exons. The coding region runs from base 1 to 1011 and encodes 336 amino acids. The record is from RefSeq and is a predicted model, not a curated record. Gene Ontology annotation, molecular function: protein binding. Lineage: Eukaryota; Fungi; Ascomycota; Sordariomycetes; Glomerellales; Glomerellaceae.